Messenger RNA from Electrophorus electricus (electric eel), 1681 nucleotides. Its product is annotated as Ras-related protein Rab-33B-like. The record is from RefSeq and is a predicted model, not a curated record. NCBI's taxonomy places the organism in Eukaryota, Metazoa, Chordata, Actinopteri, Gymnotiformes, Gymnotidae. Gene Ontology annotation, molecular function: GTP binding; GTPase activity. Gene Ontology annotation, biological process: Rab protein signal transduction.
AAGCCAUGGGACUUCACUACUAUGGCAGAUAAAAACAAAAAUACCGACGAUGAAUUUGCUACGGUUCACGAAACAGACAGUUCGUUUCAGGACAAUUUUCAAACGCGUAUAUUUAAGAUAAUUGUUAUUGGUGACUCAAAUGUUGGAAAAACAUGUCUAAGUUAUAGGUUCUGUGCCGAUAAAUUUCUUAAAAACCCCGAAGCAACAAUAGGAGUUGACUUUAGAGAAAGGACCCUCAGACUGGAUGGCGAAAAUAUCAAGUUGCAGAUCUGGGACACAGCUGGACAGGAGCGGUUCCGAAACAGUAUGGUGGAACAUUAUUACCGCAAUGUCCACGCUGUCAUCUUUGUCUAUGAUGUGACCAGUCUGGCAUCUUUUGAGAGUCUGCCGGAGUGGAUUGAGGAAUGUGGGCGCCACUCUGUCCCUCCUACGGUACCCUGCAUCAUGGUGGGGAACAAAUGUGACUUAAGAAGAAUCGAGGUUCCCACCUCUCUGGCACAGCGACUCGCUGACGGCUACAAUUUCCCCCUCUUUGAGACAUCUGCGAAGGACCCGGCUGAAAAGGCGCAUGUAGAUGCCAUUUUCCUCACCUUGGCCUACAAGCUGAAGAGUCACAGGCCCCUGAGACUGAAACAGCCAAGUGGAAACAUUGCAGUGCACCUGACCAGUGUGCGGGAAGAGAAGAAGCUCUGUUUCUGCUAAGCUACUGUGGCCAUAAUAGUCAUAAAGUACCUAGUGACAGAAUUCAAAGGAUUUAAAAAAGAGUAGAGCAAGGGGCACUUUUUGUUCUUACAUUUGAAUUGUGUAGCUACAUGAAGUGCUCGUUAGAAAAAAAUACACAUUUUGUUUGUUAUCAUUACAGUUUGAGAUCAGUCUACCAAUAACCCAGUGAUCAUGACAUGAUAUCGUGACAGAAUUAACUCCUCGAUUUUAGGAGUUAAAAAGGGACAUUGUUCAUUCUUCAUUCAUUCCACAUUAUAAAACAGUUACAAUACAUUCAUAACAGUUGAAAGAUUAUUUUUGGAAUUAAUCUGGAUCUAAACUUUCGUCCACAAAUAAGAGAAACUUUUCAAACCAUGAGAAUAUUAUCAAGUUUUAAACACAAUUUAUGUUUACCAAGGAAGGAUAUUCAAGAAAAGCACUUUGUUAUCUGCAUGACAACACAGUAUAACUAACAUAUUACUUUAAGUAACAUUUCUUAAAAUGCUAUCCUUUGUUAAGUUCAGAACUAUUUCCAUGUUUGUCAUAGAUGUGAUUAUACGACAAGAACAGGUCCCUUGAUGAUCUGACACUGCAAUGUAUAUUUUAUGUGUCGAACAAGUCUGUCAUAAAUGUGUAAUUACUCAGUAUAAAUAAUAAACAUUAAAAGGUCAAAUGGAAAUAAUUCAGAAAUCUUGUUAAUACAAAAUUGUGACAACACUGGGUAUUUGGCAACAUCUGAGAAUUUGAGUCUUUUAUUUUAGACAUUAAAAUCAUUCAAAUAUUUUGGGCCUGUGAACUGAAGAAAUUGUUCUGUCCCCCAUAUAACAAAUGUUAUCUUGUAUGAUAUUCAGUGUGGAAUUACAUUACGCAUGGGCUUUAAAAGUCACCCAGAAAGUGCCAGUGCAAAUAUAUGUCUUGUUUUCUCAUUAGUCUAGCUCCUAAAUUAGACACUGAAGGUCUGAUUAAAUUUUAAAACUGU